Messenger RNA from Laccaria bicolor S238N-H82, 1377 nucleotides. RefSeq names its product heterotrimeric GTP-binding alpha subunit. The record is from RefSeq and is a predicted model, not a curated record. NCBI's taxonomy places the organism in Eukaryota, Fungi, Basidiomycota, Agaricomycetes, Agaricales, Hydnangiaceae. The transcript has 14 exons. Bases 1 to 1377 code for a protein of 458 amino acids. Gene Ontology annotation, molecular function: GTPase activity; G protein-coupled receptor binding; guanyl nucleotide binding. Gene Ontology annotation, biological process: adenylate cyclase-modulating G protein-coupled receptor signaling pathway. Gene Ontology annotation, cellular component: heterotrimeric G-protein complex.
AUGAAGGCGAAAGACAAAGUCAAGAUGGCGUCGUUUACCUCGACCAACCCUUUCACAACCAAGUGGUCCGGCAUACCACCAAACGAAACGGAGGAGGAGGCGCAGAUUCGGGUUAAGCUGAUGCAAGAAGCAGUGCGGGUGUCAAAGGAAAUUGACCAAUCGCUAAACGAGGCCAAAAAAGCUAUCGAAAAGAAAAAGAAAGCUGUCAAGAUUUUGUUGCUUGGACAAUCAGAGUCCGGAAAGCUUGCGUUCGCACCCAAGCAUUUCGAAGAGGAGAGAGCAAUCUGGAAAACAAUCGUUCAACUAAAUCUUAUUGCGUCAAUACGGACGAUCUUAGAUGCGCUGAAAGAUGAGUAUGAGACGCCUGGCGCACCCCCACCAACCCCUACCGAAUCAUCGUUGCGUGGCCCUGCUCGUAAUCUGCGCCGCAUCCGACUAGGACUUUCACCUCUCUUCAUCAUCGAAACCAACCUUAUGAAGAUGCUGUCGCCAGAUGUCAGUGACGCGCGGGAGCUUUGUGUUCGAGCGGGAAGCGGGUGGAAAGAGCUCUUGGGUCACAGGGGAAAGAAGGGUGAUAACGGCCAGGAAUCUAAUGGUCGACCACGCUCACGCACGGUCAUCAACCAUGAGAAUGACCCAACGAACAUACUUUCUGCACAAAAAAGCGAUAUCAUUGCUUUAUGGGAGGAUCAGACGGUACAGGAUAUCCUUAGAAAGCGUGGUAUACGGUUAGAAGACCAACCUGGCUUUUUCAUGAAUGACGUUGCACGUAUCGCUACACAGGAAUACCAACCAACCGAUUCGGACAUCAUUCGGGCACGGAUACGAACAGUUGGGGUUGAAGAGCAUCACUUUUUGGUUGAACGAGGGGUUGAUGCCAACUCUGAUUUCUACAUCACGGACGUUGGUGGGACGAGGAACCAGAGAGCCUCUUGGGUGCCAUAUUUCGACGACGUCCAAGCCAUUCUAUUCCUUGCGCCACUUGCUUUUAACCAAUCAUUGGAGGAAGAUUCACGGGUCAAUCGACUGGAGGACAGCCUUACGCUCUGGAGGGACAUCUGUAGCAACAAACUGCUAGCAUCCGCCAAUCUCAUCCUAUUUUUCAAUAAGAAAGACGUCCUGAAUGCAACGCUUGCUGCAGGAGUGCCCGUCAAGAAAUUUGUUCCUAGUUAUGGCGAUCUACCCAACGAUGUUCCUCAUGUGACAAAAUAUUUCAAGGAAAAGUUCAAAAACUAUCAUAGAAAGAUGUCACCUAUGGCCAGGCCAUUUAUGUGUUACGAAACUUCGGCUAUUGAUAUCAACUCUAUGGCAGUAUUGCUAAUGGGUGUCCGCGAAUCUAUUCUCCGACAGCAUUUACGGGAUGGAGACAUCAUCUGA